Molecule: messenger RNA, 804 nt
Organism: Phytophthora sojae
Lineage: Eukaryota; Oomycota; Peronosporomycetes; Peronosporales; Peronosporaceae
Exons: 1
Coding region: 1-804 (267 amino acids)
Source: RefSeq, a predicted model, not a curated record
AUGACCACCGCCGCUACCAUCAUCAACAACAUCUCUGCUACAUCGGGCAAGGCAACCCACACCAAGAACGGCUCAAAGCGCAAGGCUCAGCAGAUGAGCGUGGCCCCCAACGGCGAGCCGGCCACCAAGCGCCCCUACCUCGGCAAGUGCCAGUACAAGACCGGCAAGUGCGUCAACGAGCGCACGCUCAGGCGCAACGGCGACGCCCACUCGCUGUGCGAGGAGCACCGCAUCAAGCAGAACUUGAUCCAGCGCCGCAGCGACCGCAAGUAUCAGAAGGAACACGCGAUCCGUCGUCGGGAGCGCUCGCUGCGCCGCGCAGCGCUCAAGAAGCGGGUCUCGAUUGCCGUGGCCCAGCAGCUCUUCAUCGAGAACCAGCAGCAGCACAAUACUUUCGGCUUCCAGUACGAUGCUCAUGCAUACGCCAACAGUGGCGACAUGAUGGCGGCUGGAUUCGCCGGUGUCGCGCCGCGUAUCCGGGUGCCUCAACCGUCGGCAGCUUUCGUGCAGGAACACCAGAGCAGCGUCGGAUCGCCUCUGGUGUUGUCUUUCAGCAACAUGGAAGCCACCCCACUGGCUCGAACUACGGGCUUUCAGGACGAGUUGUCUCCCAGUGGCAUCGACAACUUCGCUCCGUACUCGUUCCAGAGCGCCCUGGGCGACCAGAACUUACCAACUCGGUUGUACAGCGAGAUGUACGAUAGCCGCAGCGCUGGGUACACGCCGAUCGACUCGAGCUUGGGCGACAAGCAGACGUGGAGUGACGACGACAUUGAGCUCCUGCAGGCCAUUCUGUUGGUCUGA